This is a messenger RNA of Drosophila miranda, 6431 nucleotides long. RefSeq lists its product as uncharacterized. The coding region runs from base 1027 to 2301 and encodes 424 amino acids. The transcript is spliced from 2 exons. Lineage: Eukaryota; Metazoa; Arthropoda; Insecta; Diptera; Drosophilidae. The record is from RefSeq and is a predicted model, not a curated record.
GUUGACGCCCCUUAAUAGAAUAUAGGAUUAAAUUACUUUAUAAAGGUUAACAAUUUGAAUAUUUGAAUUAAUAUGUAAAUAGUACUAAAAUUGUGAAUUAAUUUGAAGUUGGCGCGUUACAUUAUGUACGUAUAAAGAAGCGCAAUCGAUAGUAUCAAUAGUAUCGAGCCAAAACGAACUGAAUUAUGAUCACUAGAUUUAAGAGACAUACGAAAUAAAACGAACGAGCAAGGAACUACAUCGAGCGGAUUAAGGAAGGUCUUAAUUGUGUAGACGGAUUCCACUGGAAAACUGUUGGAGGGACUUAGCUCGUACAUUUGGCGCCCGAGCAGGGACCUUUGGAGAAGGUUCAAUUACCGGAUGGAGUUCACGACUGGAACUCAAUAAAUAUUUCACCCUGAGUCUGGCUGACGGCGAGUGCGACAGCGGCUUCGGUAUCGAAUUGUGAGUGUGAACUGCUUUGAGCAUCUAAUAUUUCUUGCAGGCAUGUUUAGUUCCAAUUCGAUGUGUGUGAAAAAUCUUAAAACAAUACAAUUGUUUUAGUGUCAAGUGGUCGCGGCUUUGAGACUUCUGCGCUUUAAUUGUUCUGUAAGCGGGGUCUCGUGUAGAAAGCAGAUUACAAUUACAGUUAGCUUGAGCGCUUAGGUAUCUGCAUACACACAUACAGCCUAUUGCGUGCACUGCUAUACGUUGAAACAAGGCACAUACAUACUUGCAUAUAUGUAUAUGCAGUUACAAGCCGGCACCUAAAGAACAGUAAUUGCUAUUUGACAUUGAUUUAACUUUGUAGUCGUUUCUUCUUUGCCUGCCGGUUCGUUGGGGCGCAAGUACACAUUUUGGUACAGUGGCGCACAGUGGUCAAUUGUUGAUCAAUUAUUGAAUUGGGCAGUGUAGUGAGAAUUUAAAGUUAGCCGAUUAUUGAAUAGAGUGGCUAAACUUGGUACCGUGUUACUUACUCAUGCCAAUAUUGAGUAUUUUUUAUUGUUAAAUUGUCAAGGGUAACACCGGUGUAAAUAGUCAGUGCAAAUGGCACCUAGAAAGGGUAAAGAUGCGGAGGUGCUCACUUCUCGAACGGCGUUAAUGAAUUCCUUUGUCCGUAACAAGGUCUAUAUCGAAAAAAAUAGCGACUCCAUGACGGCUGCGGAGCUGGAAGCCAGGUUAAGUCUAAUUGAGACAAACUUUAAUCAGUUCUGCAACAUUCAGGCUAAAAUUGAACACGAUAGCGAGGACGCCAGCGAAUAUGAAAGCCGCUAUGAAGCUGAAGAGGUUUAUUGCGAAUUAAAGGCCAAGUUACUAAGCUGUCUUGGAAAUAGGGGACGGCGGCAGUCCAAUGUAGGUGAUCUUCUAAAUAGCACACAGGUGUCUCGUUCAUCGAGACUUCCCAAGCUAAAGCUGCCUGAGUUCGCUGGAAAGUUUACGGAAUGGACCAGCUGGUACAACACCUUUGCUACUCUAAUAGAAUCAGACUCUGAAUUGGAUGAGUUGUCUAAAUUUAUUCAUUUGAGAGCAUCGUUAGGAGCUGGACCGUUAAGUGCGAUUGAGGGUUUGGAAUUAACAGGGCCUAAUUAUCGCAAGGCACUACGAUUAUUGAAAGAUCGCUAUGAAAAUAAGGCAAUUAUUCUGCAAUCACAUGUACAGGAGCUAUUCAACUUAAGGCGGCUAAAAAGACCCGACUCAGAGGGACUGAGAGUGCUGGUAGACAAUGUAAAUGCCCAAUUAGUAGCACUCAAGUCGUUAAGCGACGAUAAGGAGAUUCUGGAUGCAGUAAUUUUCCAUCUGAUUCGCACAAAGCUUGAUGAAGAUACAAUGGAUAGGUGGGAAGUUGAGUGGGAUUGCCAAAAGUUACCGUCGUGGUCAUUGUUAUCGCAGUUUCUGAUAAACAGAGGAGUCAAUAUGGCAAAUAGGGAAGUUCGGCGAGGCAAUGGAGCCCGACCCAGUGGUAAAGGUGAGAUGAAAAAUGCGACCUUAGCUGCAACAAUAGGCAGCAAUGGCUGCUACGUUUGUCCUGGGACCCAUGGAUUGAAAGGGUGUCAAAGGUUUAACGAACUAUCACCAGUACAACGUUACCAUGAGGCGAAGAAGCAUUCGCUGUGCCUGAUUUGUUUUAGCAAGCGACAUACAACUAGAAACUGUAAUGGUCCGCGAUGUAGGAUUUGCAGCAAGCCGCAUCAUGAACUUCUGCAUCGAGAGAUAUUGUUGCCAAUGAGCCGGGGCUCAAAGGGCAGGAGUUGCAAGAGCCAAAGUCACUGCAUAGCUCCCUAUUGUCUAGAUCAUCCACCAACUUUCUUGCGACCGCUGUAGUUCAAAUCAAAGCUAUAGACGGAGCAUAUCGCAAUUGCAGGUGCGUGUUAGAUUCCGGUAGUCAAUUAAAUUUUCUGACGGCUAGGAUAGUCUCGGCCCUGGGCCUAGAAAUGCGCGACUCAGUCAUACAACUCAGUGGUAUUGGAAAUGCAACAUCUCAAGUUAUGGGAGAGGUGCAAGCGACUUUUAAAUCUAGAGUCACCAGAUAUAUGACUACCGAGGACUUCUGUGUGCUGAAGGAAAUAACUCAGUAUAACCCAACAAGCUCAGGAAUUUGUUCGGAGUGGGUUCCACCCAAGGGAGUUACGCUGGCCGACCCUACAUUUCAGUCCGGGGAAGAUAUUGACAUGCUAGUUGGAGUCACAUUGUUUUUCAAGCUAAUUGUAGCAGGGCAAAUAAAACUAGGAGCACACCUUCCAAGGCUUCAAAAGUCUCUGUUAGGCUGGGUCGUCGUAGGUGAAUUCACGAAAUCUUCUGAAGUUGCACUGUUAGCAACUGACAUUGAACGAAAGGUGUCGAAAAAUGAUCAGCUGCAAGAGCUCGUACAAAGGUUUUGGAAGUGUGAAGAAGUCCCUGAAACAGUAGAUAAGUUCACUGAGGAAGAAAAACAGUGCGAAGAUUGUUUUGUGACGCAUGUUAAGCAGGAGGCCUCAGGACAUUUAGUGGUAGCUCUGCCCUUUAAGAAUCCUAAAGUUGAGUUAGGCGAAACUUAUCAAAUCGCACUUACCAGGUUCUUGAAUUUAGAGAAGAGGUUAAAUCGUAGCCAAGCGCUGAAGGAACAAUAUGUUCAAAUUAUUGAAGAAUAUCGCCAGUUAGGGCAUUUAAAGGCAAUAGAGCCCGCCGGACAAGAAAAGGUCGAAUACUUUAUGCCACAUCAUCUGGUUAUUCGCCCAGAGAGUUUGACGACCAAGUUACGAGUCGUAUUUGAUGCCUCAUGUAGAUCUAGCAACGGCAGGUCACUGAACGACGCAACCUUGGUUGGUCCAACGUUGCAGCCUGAUCUGUUCGAGACUUUGACCAGGUUCCGUUUCUAUAGAUACGCCCUUAUGGCCGACAUAAAGAAAAUGUACCGUCAAAUAUUGGUUGCGGAACCACAUAGAAACUAUCAAUGCAUUCUAUGGCGAUGCAACGUUUCGGAUCCUAUCCAGGUGCUACGCCUAAACACGGUCACUUAUGGAACAAAUUCGGCGCCGUUCCUGGCAGUACGUUGCCUCUAUUACUUGGUCGAUAGGUACGCGGAAAAAUUUCCGUUAGCUAGAGAGGCAGUAAAGCGAAGUUUCUAUAUGGAUGAUAUGCUGUGUGGAGCCGAAUCAAAAGAGGAACUGACAAAGUUGAAAGAACAAGUGACCGAAUUAUUAGGGCUAGGAAAGUUCGAGCUGCACAAAUGGCGCAGCAAUUAUCAAGGAAUGGACAACAACACCAGCCUAGAGCCCCUGAUGCUAAAAACAGAGGACGCAGCUAAAACUUUGGGGAUAUAUUGGUCAAGUCUAGAGGACAAAUUCCAAUUUUGCUUUAACAUAAAGGUCUCCGCAAUCGCCACGAAGCGAUCAGUGCUGUCCGAAUUGGCUCAGGUGUUUGAUCCGUUAGGGUUCUUGAGUCCCUUGCUGAUCUUGGGCAAGAUCUUUGUUCAGGAACUUUGGCUUCUAAAGCAGGAUUGGGACGAGGAGUUACCAGCAAGCUACGCAACUCAAUGGCUUCGAUAUAGAGAAGAACUGAAACUAAUUGACAAAUUUUCAAUUCCGCGAUCCUCAAUUCCAAUUACGGCCGACCCAUGCACUUUGCAACUGUUUGGUUUCUCUGACGCAUCCAACAGAGCUUACGGCGGCGUAAUUUAUGCUCGUGUUAGAGAUGAAGGGGGAGGAAUUUCGGUGCGACUGGUAACGGCCAAGUCCAAAGUAGCCCAAGUUAGGGUAACAUCAUUGCCACGCUUAGAGUUACAAGGGGCAUUGUUAGUGGCCAAGCUAAUGGCAAAGGUAUGCGCCUGUCUUCACAUACCAGUAGAGAAGGUUAACUAAAUCACGGACUCCACAAUUGUGUUAAAUUGGCUGUCGUCACAUGCUAGUCGAUGGACCACCUUCGUUGCCAAUAGGGUGGCUCAAAUACAAGAGCUCACACAUGUACAGGAUUGGUUCAAGGUCGACACCAAAUCAAACCCUGCAAAUAUUGUAUCUAGGGGAUUAUUGGUAACCGAAUUGAGCAAGUCAACGAUGUGGUGGAACGGUCCAGAAUUUUUAAUGGACGCAGCAGAUGACUGGACCAAAUUUAAUUGGAGUGAGGAAAUACAAACAGUUCCAGACGAGAGGAAAUGUAAGUUCUCGCUGACACGUGGAAAGGUAGAAAGUAAUGAGAAGUUAGAUGUCGUGGGGAGAUGCAAAUUUGCAAAUGAUUUCCUCAAAUUGCAGCGAGUUUUUAGCUAUAUUUUUCGCUGGCGUAGAAUAUCGUUGAGAUCAAACUCAAAUGAAACAGGCAACCUUACUGCAGCUGAAAUGGAGGGCGGAUUGCGCUAUAUUGUAUAUAAUAAGCAGGUGAGCUUGCAUGAGGAAUUCAUUAAGCUUAAAGAGGGAAAGGUGAUCAAAUCAGCGAGAAUUCAGAGUUUAAGCCCGUUUUUACAAGAGGAAGAGGGAAUAACUAUUAUUCGAGUCGGCGGAAGGUUGUCCAAUGCCGAAUUGCCAUUUGACACAAGGCAUCCCAUCUUAAUGCCGAGCAACCAUAAAGUGGUAGAGGCGCUUGUUGAACUCACACAUCGAAAGAAUUUACAUGCCGGGGCACAAUCGCUAUGUGCCUUUUUGCGACAGAGAUAUUGGGUAAUCAAUUGCAGGAAACUUGCCCGCAGGGUGAUCCGUGGCUGCAUACCAUGCUUUCGUCGUCGGCCGCUCGCUGCAACACAGCUGAUGGGAGCGCUGCCAGCUAACCGAGUGCGAGGCAAUAUCUACCCCUUCGAGCGCGCUGGACUGGACUUUGCUGGACCAAUAUGGAUGCACUUUCACAUGCGAGGAAAACGCCCAGUAAAGGUGUAUCUGUGCAUAUUUGUAUGCUUUGCAACAAAGGCUUGCCAUAUAGAGAUCGUGUCGGACUUAAGCUCAAAUGCGUUCAUCGCGGCGCUAAAACGGUUCUUUGCAAGACGUGGAUUGAGUUCUGACCUAUAUUGCGACAACGCCACCAAUUUUGUAGGUGCGUCACGAGAGCUCAACAGAGCUUUCGACUCGCCAAGUCGGAAGCUCAUUGACGACGAAUGCAGCCAGCGAGGAGUCAGGUUUCACUUCAUCCCCCCACGCUCCCCUCACUUUGGAGGAUUAUGGGAGAGCGCCGUGAAGGUGGCCAAACAGCUGCUGGUGAAAUGCACCAACAGCACAGCACUUAACUACGAAGAUCUUGCGACUGCCAUCACACAAGUAGAAGCGGUGAUGAAUUCUAGACCUCUGCAUCCCUUGUCAUCGGACCCGAAUGACUUCGAGGCGCUAACUCCCGGUCAUUUCUUGGUUGGCCGACCCCUGAACGCGUUAGUAGAACCAGUAGACGACGCACUGUUGAAACUGUCCAUGAGCAACCAUUGGAAACGCAUUCUAAUGGUACACCACAUGUUCUGGCACCGCUGGUCGUCGGAAUAUUUGACGUUGCUGCAGAAGCGGACAAAGUGGAGCAAUGUAGCCAACAACAUUCAACUUGGUACACUGGUCCUUAUUGCGGAAGACAACGCUCCGCCCGGACAAUGGCUGCUGGGAAGAGUUGCAGAGUUACACCCAGGAGCUGAUGGUGCAGUUCGGGUUGUAACACUCAGGACCAAGACUGGAUUAUUUAAGCGCAACGUAUAUAAGCUCUGCCCGCUGCCUACAGAUGCCGAUGAACUUAAUGUUGGAAGGAGCUUCCAAGGUGGGGAGAAUGUUGACGCCCCUUAAUAGAAUAUAGGAUUAAAUUACUUUAUAAAGGUUAACAAUUUGAAUAUUUGAAUUAAUAUGUAAAUAGUACUAAAAUUGUGAAUUAAUUUGAAGUUGGCGCGUUACAUUAUGUACGUAUAAAGAAGCGCAAUCGAUAGUAUCAAUAGUAUCGAGCCAAAACGAUCUGAAUUAUGAUCACUAGAUUUAAGAGACAUACGAAAUAAAACGAACGAGCAAGGAACUACAUCGAGCGGA